CUCGGAAUUAUCGUUGUCGUUUUCAAGACUCUUCGCUGUUUUCCAUUACGAUAUUGCUCACUUAUCGAGAGCGUGCGCAGGCUGAGACCUUGAGUUGUGAUAACCUCAGAACCGGCUGUUUGAGGAGCAAGUCUCCCCCGCAGCAGCACUUGCUCUUCCAGAAAUCAUGGCCGACCGCCAGUCCCUCGACGCAGCAGCAGAGAGAGCAGAGGGCCUCAAUGGGUCAAAUGUGACGUCUCCCCGAUCCAGCAUGGAUUCCCGCCCGCCAUCCGUUGGAGGACGAACUCCACGGCUGUCACACGUUUCGUCGAACCAUCAACACCGACAGAGCUUCAGCGAGUCUCUCCGCGCUGCCCCCGGAUCCCCGCGUGCACGGCGCCAGCCCUCGCUCACCCAGGCCGCUAUCCAAAGCCUUAUCGACCAUCCUCCGGCUCCGAAUCAUAUAAAUCCUGCGUUUAUUGACCGUGAUUGGCGAGAGAUUUCAAUUGGGGAGUUGGUGAGCCCGGACGACGUGAAGUUUGUGGAGCUCAAUACUGGUAUUGAAGAGGCUACAAAUAUUCUCAUUGAUACUGGUGCUCCGGUGCUCUUGAUCCGCGAAACGCCCGAGCACAAGACGGCUGUCGGGACCUUCGACUACAACGAUCUCAACACCUACCUCUUGCUCGCCGCGGGGCUAACCAGACCAGACGAGGAGCUGCUUCCCGCUUAUGAUGAGCUUGCCCGCAAAGCUCGCGAGGGAAUACCAAUUCCUAUGGAAGACGUUAAGGAACUGGGAAGGAAAGAUCCGCUAACCACGCUUCCAGCGUCGUCAAGUGUGAUGAUGGCCGUUGAGACUUUCGGAGGUGGCGUGCAUCGUGUGAUUGUGAUUGAUGACCAAAAGGACAACGAAGUGGUGGGGAUCUUUAGUCAAUUCCGACUCGUCAAGUUCCUGUGGGAGAACGGACGCUGCUUUCCGGUUCUUGACCAACUAUACCCGCAGUCGCUGCGAGAUUUGAAAAUUGGAUCUCAUACGGUUAUCUCAAUCAAUGGCGAUAAACGGCUCUAUGAAGCUCUCCAGCUAAUGCACAGCGAAGGCAUUUCGUCUGUCGCGGUGAUUGACAACCACGCCAACGUUGUCGGGAAUAUAUCUACUACUGAUGUAAAGUUACUUACGAGAUCGUCGUCACUUCCCCUCCUCCAAAAUACUUGCAUUCAUUUCAUCUCUGUGAUUCUGUCGACGCGCGGUCUGCAAGAAGGCAAAGAUUCUUUCCCAGUCUUCCACGUACAUCCUGGAUCGACGCUAGCACACACAGUGGCUAAAGUGGUGGCUACCAAGUCUCACCGUUUAUGGGUUACCGAUCCGCUGUCUCCAUCGUCAUCAGGGCCCCCGACUCCCUCCCACUCAAUGGUGCAUAUCCCUCUCCAACAGACCAGCAGUAGUGCAAUUGCACCGUCACCACCGCAAUCUCCCGCCCCACCUGCAUCGCAUGUGCAAGCCCCAAAUCAGGGCACACCGCAUCUCCCGACCCCAGCGCAGUACCCGGCCCCACCACCCCUGGGGGCGCCGUCUAUCCCAGCGUCAGCCCUACCCGGUGCACGUCUCUCAGGGCGACUCGUAGGCGUCGUAAGCCUAACAGAUAUAUUGAAUCUGCACGCACGAGCCAGUGGGUUGAGCCCCGCGGACCCCGCAGAAAGCCGCAGCCGACGGCGCCGAAGCAGCAGCUCGAGCUUGAGCGUACGGCGGAGCGGAGAAAUCGGGCGGGAGCUGUUCAGUCGAUGACCUUUCUUGUUAGAUUGGCACCCUCUAUCGCAAUAUUCAAGGACGCUCGUUUCAGGGAUUAGCAGAAUUAUAGCAUAUAGUCAUUACCCAAAUCCUCUCAGGUUAGGUACCACAACCACCAUAUGCAAAAUAUCAGUCAACCAUCGAACGGAAGCAUUAAUAUCGCCAGACAAGUUCUCCGAUUGGACCGCAUUCAUGCCUAGGUUACUAGCCCUAGCAGAACUUUAUGUAGUCUCUCUAGACUUCGCCGGGUAGUACAUGAUACUAAGUUUACCCCAGCAUCGAAUCAACGAAAAUCCGGGGUCAAAACUCAAAAUACAUAGCCCCGCGACCAAAGUCGCGAGAACUGUAUCGCCAUCGGCCCAUCAGUCACCCUAAGCUAGAUCCAAAGGCUCUGCGCGGGGUUAUUGCACUGAGCCUAGUUAUGUCCGUU
This is a messenger RNA of Aspergillus calidoustus, 2192 nucleotides long. NCBI's taxonomy places the organism in Eukaryota, Fungi, Ascomycota, Eurotiomycetes, Eurotiales, Aspergillaceae. The record is from the annotation of a GenBank genome assembly.